Molecule: messenger RNA, 324 nt
Organism: Brettanomyces bruxellensis
Lineage: Eukaryota; Fungi; Ascomycota; Pichiomycetes; Pichiales; Pichiaceae
Exons: 1
Coding region: 1-324 (107 amino acids)
Source: RefSeq, a predicted model, not a curated record
AUGCCACUACAACAAGUCAGCAGAGUUGGUGGACCCAACAAGUGCUUUGGACAAUUCCAAAAGGCAAUCGAGUGUAUGACCAACCCGAAGACCAAAAGUAAUGAUGAGUGUGCAAACUUCAAGAGUGACUUCAUAGAGUGUAGAAGGCACAGACUAGAGACUUAUAAGAUGUCCAUUAUACAGGAUCAUCUAGAUAAGGUUAGGCCGGAUUUGUCUAAGGAGGAGAUUGGUGCACCAUACGUGAAAAAGAGAGAUUUUCUCACGCCCAAAACUUUGGGAUUGGUUGAUGGUGAUGAUCAUGCUGUUGCAGCAAGGAAGUUUUGA